CUUGUGCACUCAAAAACACUUAAAAGUAGGGGAAAAAUUAGUAUAACUACAACCAACAUUACCCUGUUUGGUCAAUAUAUAGCUCACCUUACAAAUUACAACACUUUUACAAGAAAACAUGCAUCAAAAUUCACAAAUAUCUAUCAUCAAACAAACAUCUAAGGUUGGUAAGUUUGUUUAUCUUCUUUUAAAUCAUCUCCCUAUUCAACUCCCUCACUAUACAUUCUUCUAAUCCUACAUUUUCCUCUAAUAUCAUCUGUUCUUCCUCUAUUACCUUAGAUCCAUGAAUCUUCCAGUGACGACACAGGAUCCGGGUGGUCGAAAUGACAUAUCAUACAAAAUUGAGACCCUAAAUCUAUCAUACAAACUACAUACUUCCACAGAUUACAGCUUUAACUGUUUUAGGGAUGAAAAAUCGUCGAGGCUAAUUUUACGCGAUGUGAAUUUUGUGGCUAAACCAGGGGAAAUCACGGCUAUAGCAGGGCCGAGUGGUGCAGGGAAAACGACGCUGCUAGAUAUAAUUGCAGGGAAAAUUUUACCGAAAAAUGUGUGUUCGGGACAGGUACUGAUAAACAGCUGCCCCGUCGAACCUGCAUCGUUUAGGCGGGUGUCAGGGCAUGUUACGCAAGACGAUGUUUUGUUUCCGCUGCUUACAGUAGAAGAAACGCUUGUAUACAGUGCGCUUUUAAGGUUACCGGGGGGUAGAAAAGCAGCUGUGCACAGGGUAAGGCGGCUGAUGACAGAACUCGGGCUAGAUCAAGUAGCGAAAUCAAGGGUUGGUGGGGGGUCGGAUCAUGGGAUUUCCGGUGGGGAGAAACGCAGGGUGUCUAUUGGAGUUGAACUAGUACAUGAUCCUUCGGUUUUGCUCAUAGAUGAGCCGACUUCAGGGUUGGAUUCUGUUUCCGCUCUUCAUAUAAUGUCGAUGCUUAAAUCGAUGGCCAUUAGACAACGGAAGACUAUAGUUGUAACGAUUCACCAACCUGGAUCCCGGAUCCUAGAGUUGCUUGAUCGAGUUGCUUUGCUCUCGGAUGGACUAGUCCUCCAUAAUGGCCCGCUAAGCCUUCUCGAGAGGAAGGUUCAAGUUCUAGGCCACCAUAUUCCCCCACAUGUUAACGUGCUAGAGUUUUCUAUUGCUGUCGUAAGCACCUUGGCGGGUGGUAUACAAUCCUCAAUCGAACACACCACACUGACAAAAACGGAAGAGAAUCAUAACCUUAGAAAUCUAAAUCCUAUACCCUCCUUAGGGAGCAAUAAGGCCUACCCAAAUUCUCGAUAUCGAGAAGUUAAGAUCCUCGGGGAAAGGUUUUGCAAGAACAUACUACGAACAAAGCAACUUUUUGUUGGACGAAUGAUACAAGCCAUUACAUCAAGUUUUGUACUAGGAACAAUUUACUUAAAAAGAGAAGAUAGUGAAGGGCAACUACACUUACAAACCCGACUAGGCCUUUUCGCGUUUACCCUAACUUUCUUGCUUUCCUCGACAACCGAAGGCUUACCCAUUUUCCUACAAGAAAGCAGAAUACUAAUGAGAGAAACUUCAAGAGGUGCAUACAGAGUGUGCUCCUAUGUUUUAGCCAAUUCCCUUGUGUUUCUACCCUUUCUAUUCACAGUUAGUCUACUCUAUGCUACACCCGUCUAUUGGCUCGCUGGUUUACGACCAGAUUUAGGCGCCUUUUUCUACUUCUCACUCGUUGUAUGGAUCGUGAUGCUCAUGUCCAACUCAUUUGUCGCUUGUUUUAGUGCCCUUGUGCCUAAUUUCAUCAUGGGAACAUCGGUUAUAGCAGGGCUAAUGGGCUCGUUCUUCCUCUUCUCGGGAUACUUCAUCGACAAACAAAGGAUCCCGAAUUAUUGGAAAUUUAUGCACUAUUUAAGCUUGUUCAAGUAUCCAUUCGAGUGUUUUAUAAUCAACGAAUAUGGAGGCGAUAGAGGGAAGUCGAGAUGCCUACAGAAAGAUCUAAGUGGGUGUACGUUAUAUGGUGAUGAGUUCUUAAGACAGCAAGGUUUGCAAGAAUCACAAAAGUGGACUUAUCUUGCUGUAAUGUUAGGGUUCAUAGUUGGGUACAGAUUACUAUCUUUUCUGAUUCUGUGGUACAGAUGCUAUAGAAGUAGAGAUUAGAAACUAGUAUAUGAGUAAAAAAAAUUAAAAAAAAAUUAAAAAAAAGUAAGAAAAAAGUUUUAUUUUCAUUGAUUUAUUGUUGAUAUUGCUUAAUAUUGUUUCUUUUGACAAAUUUUAUUUAUGAUGCACUAUGUAACUAUUUUCUGACAUUCCUUGUGAAACAUGUUUUUUUUCCUAAGGAUGAGCAAUAAAA
Amaranthus tricolor (Joseph's coat) is the source of this 2309-nucleotide messenger RNA. Its product is annotated as ABC transporter G family member 10. The coding region runs from base 284 to 2116 and encodes 610 amino acids. Gene Ontology annotation, cellular component: membrane. The record is from RefSeq and is a predicted model, not a curated record. Gene Ontology annotation, molecular function: ABC-type transporter activity; ATP binding; ATP hydrolysis activity. The transcript has a single exon. NCBI's taxonomy places the organism in Eukaryota, Viridiplantae, Streptophyta, Magnoliopsida, Caryophyllales, Amaranthaceae.